CAUUCAUACACUCAACUUUAAUUGCGAAAAGUUAAUAAAUUAUUUUUAAAUAUGGAAGUUUAUAACUAGUUAUAAAUCUACUUGCAAAAAGUUCAAAUUAUAUUAUAACGUAUAUUAUUUAUAUAUUAUAAUAUUAUUUUAAAUUAAAUAAAAUAUUGCCUUAAUAAAAAGGUACCUGUAAAUAUAUAAUACAUUGUUGAUGUAUGGCUCGUAGUACUAAAGAUCUCAGAGAAGUAAUAAAUGUAUCAAGGAUUUCUCUUCGAAAUGAUACCAGUUCUGAUGAAUUAAGUGACGAUGAAGUUAAUGCUAAAAGUAGAAAUUUUGACAAGUUAACGGAUUAUUUGCUAUCUAGAUCAAGUUCAACAUUACCAAUUAGUAGUUUUAAUACUUUGCCAUUUAGAAAUAGGCCUAACACAGCUUUUGGAUCAAAGAAUUUUUCCCAACCUUUUUUGAAAAGGCCUGUUUCCGCACCAGCUGUUUGUAAAAUGUACUCAAAAAAAUUUAUGAUAAAUGAUAUUCAUGAAGAUAAAAUAAAAAAAAACUUUAGCAAAUUUGAAAACAUUCUAAGUUUUGUGGAUGGAACAAUUGUAAAUAGUUGGUUGCAAGAGUUGGAUUUCAAUCGUGAAACUAUAAUACUUUUUUUAAAGAAAAAUAACCAAUUUAUAGAGUUUUGCAAUUUUUUGUUAAAUAUGUCUACACAUAAGUGGAAUAAAUUAAUUGAGUUAGAAUUUUCGAUUUUAAUUGAUCAACUCAAAUAUGCUUUUCAUGCUGGCUUUGAAGGCGGAUAUUUAACAGAAAGUAAUAUUUUUGCACUGGCUCAAACAGUAGUUGCAGAAUACCCUAAAAAGUUAAAAGGUAGCAAAGGCUCUAAAAUGAUUUUAAACAUUAUAGUAAUUUUUUUGAACGGAAAAAGUGACAACUACAAAUCACUUCUUAAAAAAGCUGUUUGUAAAGUGAGUAGUAAACAGAACUUACAGUGGUUAUUGGCUUUUCGUGCUUUUGGAUUAAUUAAUAUGAUUAAUGGCAUUCUUAAUUUUUUUAAAAAUACUCAGCUAGUAUGCAAUUUAACAACAAUUGAAAAUAGCAUUGUUGAGUCAAGUUGUUAUAUUAAUGAUUGGAUGAUUUAUGCUAUUAAAAAAGGGUAUAAGAAUGUUUGCUUGUAUUUUUUAAAUCAUCAAAAAGAAUAUUGUUACAAUAGAAUAUGUGAUAAUCAUUUGAGAAAUUUGGUAUUUAUUGCAAUAGUAGAGAGAAAAAAAGAGUUAGCGGAAUUGUUACUUUCAUAUCUAAAUUCCUCUUGUUUGAAUGAAGUAGCAGACAAUGGUAAUUCCCCUCUUCAUUAUACUGUAGGAAAAGGGGAUCUAGAAAUGACUCAUUUUUUAUUAAAAAGUGGUGCUGAUGUCAAUAUCUUUAAUUAUCAAUGCGAAAGUGCAACUCCACUUCAUGUAGCUGUUAUGUUAGGUGAUCUUCACAUGGUAGAUUUGCUAUUGCGUUAUGGUGCAGAUAAAUCGUUAAAAAUGGGUAUUCCGCCAACUGUCACGCCAUAUGUUUUAGCAUGCGAUUUAAACCACGAAAAAAUAAAAGAAUUUUUAAAACAAAAAGAAUCAUGAAUUGCAUUGCUAUUUAUAUUAUUAUAACUUUAAAUAUUGUAAAUUUUAACAAAAAAAAAACGCUAAAAGUUACUAUUGCUGUGUAUUAAAUUCUUU
Molecule: messenger RNA, 1703 nt
Organism: Hydra vulgaris (swiftwater hydra)
Lineage: Eukaryota; Metazoa; Cnidaria; Hydrozoa; Anthoathecata; Hydridae
Product: putative ankyrin repeat protein RBE_0220
Biological process (GO): positive regulation of transcription by RNA polymerase II
Cellular component (GO): nucleus
Molecular function (GO): protein binding; transcription cis-regulatory region binding
Source: RefSeq, a predicted model, not a curated record